AUGAGAGCACGAGCAUGGAUUCCGCAAGUCGAUGGAGCUGGGAUUUGGAAGCUGCAUCGUAGAUUGGUACCCAAAGGCGGAAACAUCGUGCACGAUCUGAAGCUAGCGAAGGAUUCCGGAAUGGCGUCUGGGGCUACGACCCUAGGUGACCUGGGACCUAGGAACUGCCAGGUAGCGGAAGUGUUUUGUUUUGGCAUGACGAUGUUAGAAACGGCUUCGAAUAUUAUAGUACCUGAGGAAUGGGAACUUGGCAUCGGGUAUUUCCCUGUUGUCGCUGGUGCAGUAAUGUCCGAGCGGAUGACGGACGGAUCCGGCAGGGCGUAUGCAGCGUAUCGGUAUGCAAAGGAUCUAAACUAUUUAUUGUUAUCCCGUGGCCGGCCAAAGAAGAAGAUGGAGAUGUUGGGAGCAAGGCAAUAG
Molecule: messenger RNA, 417 nt
Organism: Guyanagaster necrorhizus
Lineage: Eukaryota; Fungi; Basidiomycota; Agaricomycetes; Agaricales; Physalacriaceae
Exons: 6
Coding region: 1-417 (138 amino acids)
Source: RefSeq, a predicted model, not a curated record